Phyllotreta striolata is the source of this 850-nucleotide messenger RNA. The record is from the annotation of a GenBank genome assembly. NCBI's taxonomy places the organism in Eukaryota, Metazoa, Arthropoda, Insecta, Coleoptera, Chrysomelidae.
GGGAAAUACGAAGUACGCGGAUAAUCGCUCUUGAAUCGAUUUUGUUUACCCGAUAAUUCUUACAAGCAAUUUGCACAAGUUUUUUCUCCAAACAGCGGCGAUUAUGUAAUUCCCUAGGUAUAGCUCAUUUGUGACCUUUAAUCAAAAAACGCCGCCUGGUUUACAAUAUAAAUUGAUUUGGCGGACCGAAUUUGCACCAUUACCAGUAAUGAAGUGGUUUAUAGUGGUUGGUGUGGCGGCCGUUUGUUGGCUGGCCACUGCGAAUGCCAAGCCCGUAGAGGAGCAAUUGCGCGAGAAAAGAUCCGCGUAUAAACACGGAGGCGGCGGAUACCCCGGCGGUGGAGGCUUUGGCGGGGGCGGCGGAUUCGGUGGCGGUGGCGGUUUCGGAGGUGGAGGUGGAGGAGGAUUCGGCGGAGGUUUCGGAGGUGGCGGUGGAAAAGGAGGAGGUGGAGGAUUCGGAGGUGGCGGUGGAAAAGGAGGAGGUGGAGGAUUCGGCGGAGGCGGCGGAUGGGGAGGUGGAGGAGGAGGAGGUGGCGGAGGAGGCGGCGGUGGUAAAUAUCCAGGAGGUGGAGGAUAUCCGGGAGGCGGGGGUUACCCUGGAGGUGGUGGUUACCCAGGAGGUGGUGGAUAUCCAGGAGGUGGCGGAUAUCCAGGCGGUAUAGGAAGUUCUGCUAAAGCCUCUGCUAGUGCAAACUCGCACAGUUUUGGCAGAUAAUUUGGAAAAUAAAUCGAUCCACAGGCUCACUGCUAUAACCGAAGCUUCUUUGUGAUUUGUAAAAAUUCUUUUAAUUUAAGUAAUUGUUUGUGUGACUUUAGUUUUGUAAUCAUUUGUAUUAAAAAUUGAACAAUA